AUGUCCACAAGAAGCCCAGAAAUGGCUACAGCCUUCAAAAUCAUAAGCUCCAAGGAGCCCAGCACCAGCCCAGAAAUGAAGUACACUCUGGGAAAUUCUUGGAAUACUUCAACAGCAACUGUCCCUAUGAAGACCACAGUGGAACCAGUCACACUUCAGUCCACAGCCAUAGAGAGUAGCGGCAUCAGCCUCUCUCACCUGCCCACAGGAUCCAUGACACCAGCCAAGUCACCAACAAAAGGGACAGCAACUACAGAAUGGGUCUCACUCUCCCAAUCUGAGGUUGGGACCAACCCCCAUCUUGGGACUCCAGAAGGGACCAAAAAGUCAUUGGGCACAGUGUCCUCUGUCUCCCGGGAGUCAAAUCCUAAAGGCAACAUAGGGACUGGUCCACAAACAAGCCCAAAUCUGAUUCCAAGGACAACUGGAAUGAAUUUAUCCAUGUGGCUUGGCUCCACUGGAGGGACCACCGUGGACACACAUGUCUCUCUGAACACAUCUUCCACUGGUCCUGAAGACUCUGUGGACAUCCCGGACUCUGUGACAACCCAGAUGGUAACAAUGAGCUCAGUGACAGAUAAAUCUGAAUUUAUAACCAAGACAAGGGUCAACAUCACAGUCAUUCCUUCCACUGUUCUGAGUAAAGAUACAAUGACAGAUGAACAACAGGCAAGUGUAUCUGUGAGUGAGGCUUAUUCAUCUGCUAGCCCAUGGUCAGAGCAGACAACUGGGAGUAACCUGAUUCUUGAUAAAUCCCCUGAGGCCAAAGACACAUUGCAUAAAACCUCCGUAGAACAAACCACAUUAGCAUCUCUGACCUCUGAAAGCCAAGACAUUACCAGCAUCACCAAUGCCUCAGGAGGAAAAAUGAGCUCUUCACCAUCUGUCACAUUCCCAUCCGUGGGGUCUACGACACUGGCAACCAUCACAAGUGUAGUAAAUAGUGAUGUUGCCUCUACUCUUGGGCAACUAUCACAGACCUCAUAUCCUGCAGGAGUGAGCAACAUGGAGGUAACCAUAGCUCCCACUCCACUUGUCACCACCACGAUCACCACUAUGGAAACCAAUUCAGUCCUGACUACCAUGCCCGGCCCAAAAGGAAGUGUGAGCACCAUGGACAGCACCCUGGCUACAGAGACCAGCACAUCUGCCCUACAGCACCCACCCACCUGGUCAUCCACAGCUGCUCCUGCCCCAACAUCAGGCCCCACGACUAUCACAGACAUGGCUUCAAUCUUGGAAGUCACAGGUUCUCCUAAAGCAAUUUCUGCAAUGAGCACAACUUCAUCCAUAGCGUCAAGCACUGAAUCGGGCUCUGUGUCUACCCCCCAUGGCCUUGUGACUGUCAAUGGAACCAGCCUAGCCAUCCCAUCCUCCUUUGCUUCAGCUGAAAAGACAGAGGCCAGCACAAGUGUAAGGACAUUGAGUCCUUUAGACACAACUGCAUCUAUGCCCAUCUCAACUUCUGGUGUCGAGAGGAUGAGCACCUCGGUUCCUGACAUUUUAAGCACAAGUUGGACUCCCAGUAGAAGAGAAACAGAAGGCUUGCAUGUUUCAAUGGCUUCUAUGGACCAUCCAAAGACAAAGACUAUCCCAAAGAUCCUCCCAUCCACUCCUCUGCCUGAUUCUCUGUCCACUCUUGACUGGGCCACUGGGAGUUCUGUGUCAUCACCCAUAACCUCUACCUCAGUUCUUCAGGAGGUUACAACUCCUUCAGAGCUCCCUUUGGAGAAAAUGAUCAGCCCAACUACCUCACAGCUGCCCUCCUCCACAGAGGACAUUACAAGUGAGGUCACACCUGUUACAAUGGUAAAUAGCUCUAAAGUCACUUUAUCAGGGAGGCCAGAUCUUGCCAGCAAAGAAGUAGAGCAGAGUUCUACCCAGCUUCACAUCACAGCUUCUGCAGAUCCAGGGUAUAUGUCUAGACCAGAAACAACAACUCUGGACUUAAUCCCAUAUACAGUAAGAACUCCAUAUCCAACUCCCCGGGUGAAUGGGAUAAGGACUCCUACAACAGAGGCAAGAGCUACAUCUCAUUCCUGGAUGAGGGAAGAAGAAUCAAGCUCAAGCACAUCUCUGAACACUGAGGUGAUAAAUGUCUCUUCUGUCUCAGGAGGGACCAUCAAGGAGGUUACUGACUCCCCAGGCUUAUUAAAGACCACAGAUAUACUGGGCAUAAGCUUGGAAUCUGGGACAACUUCAUCUCCAAAUUGGAAAAAUGGCACAUAUGAGAGAAUAGCCACUUCUGAACCUACCACAGACAAAGAGACAAUUUACCCAUCUACAAACACAGUAGAUACAACAGUAUGGCCCUCAAAUUCUGAACAUGAUCUUCAUUCCACUGUCCCAGCCCACUCAGAGUCAUCCAUGGGCACAUAUCCAAUGAAUACUACCUCCAUCAUGCUGAAUACCAUUGUUUCCACAUCAGCAACUACCUGGCCAGAAUCCACAAGGGCUGGAAGAGAGCUUGAUUACCCCCUGACCACUGAACUGAGGGAGUCCAGUAUUUACAUGGAUACCAACUCAACCGCAGAGAUAAGCAGUGUCCAUUCCCUAAGUUCUUUUGCUAUUACUAGGGUGUCCGGGACAGAAGUCACUACCUCUGACAGAAUUUCCAGCCCAGAUCUAGCUCAGUCCACAAGGUCAUCAGACAUCACCAGGCCCUCUACCUUCCCUGACAUAACAGAUUCUGAAAGAAUGACCAUCACCAUGCAAACAGGUCCUUCUGGGACUACAUUGCUGGGUGCACCUACCAUGGACACAUUAGCCACAGCCUCCUUGUCAGGGACUUACUUGGCUGUGACUCAGGGAUUUCCACAGUCAAAGAUAACCACUCAAACGAGCAAAGGUCCUGAAGGUGUGUCAUGGACAAACCCUCCCUCUCUGGGAGAAACCACCUCUUCCUCUUCCCUAGCACCUAUCCCCGACACAACCUCAUCUUCUCAUGUUUUGUUGACAUCACAAGGGCAAAGUACCUCCUCUACUCUACCUGUGACCUCAGGUCUCUUGCCUGAGAACUUCGGCUUGGGGAAGACCAGAGACAUGUUGAGGACGAGUUUGGAAACUGAUACCAGUUUACCCCCAAAUUUGAGGAGUAGCUCAGAUGAGAUGUUUGUCACCACAGAUAUAGAAGCAAUUCAUCCUUCCACAAACACAGCAAUGACACAUGUAGAGACUACCAGUUGUGAACAUGAAUCACAUUCUCCUGUCCUGGCCCCCACACAGCCACCCAAAGCUAAAUCUUCAGUGGUUACCUCCUCUACCAUGUGGGACACUACUGCCCCCACAUCAAUGUCUGGCUCAUCUGAGACUAUAAAGAUUGAGAGAGAGUCAGUAUCCUCUCUGAAUACUGGACUUAGGGAGACAAGUACCUACCAGGAGACCAGCUCUGCUACAGAGACAAGCACUGUCAUUUCCAAUGUGUCCACAAAUGAUGCUACUACUGAGGUCACCAGGACACAAGUUACCUCCUCCAGCAGGAAAUCUAUCCCAAGCCCUGCUCACUUCAAAACUUCUCCAAACACACCUAUAGAAAGCAGAACCAGCGGCUCUAUAUCCAUGUUCAUGACAGAAUCUUCGGGAAUGACCAUCACCACCCAAACAGGUCCCCCAGGGGUUACAUCACAGGACACACUUACCUUGGACAUAUUGACCAAGGUCUCUGGGGCAGGGACUCAUUCGACUGUGACUCAGAGUUCUACACACUCAGAGAUGACCACUCGCAGCAGUAGAGGUCCCGAGGAUGUGUCUUGGCCAAGCCCUGCCUCUGUGAAAGAAACUGGCUCUCCAACCUCCCCAGUAAUUGUACCUGCCAGGACAACACCCUCCCCUGAGCCAUCCACAUUACCAGGGAGGAGCCCCUCCUCUCCUACACCUGUGACUUCACUGCUCACUCGUGGUCUGGGGAAGACCAAAGACACAUUGGGUACAAGUGUGGAACCUGUGUCCAGUUCACCUUCAAGUGAGAUGAGCACCACCAUUGAGAUACUGUCCACCUCUGAAGCCUCCACAGGUGAGAUGAGCCCCAGGAUUGAGAUACUGUCCAACUCUGAAGCCACCACAGGUACAGAUGCAAUUCAGCCCUCCAAAAACACAGCUGGGACCCACCGGGCCAACACAAUUUCUGGACAUGAAGCACAUUCCUCUGCCCCAGCUGAAUCAGAGCCAUCGAAUGUCACGUCCCCAAUGGUUACUCCUUCCCCCUCUAGGGACACCAGUGUUUCUACAUCAAUGCCUCACUCUUUAGAAACUACAAUGUUUGAGAUACACUCCACAUCCUCUCUGACUCCUCCACUGAGGAAGCCCAGCACCGUCCAGCAGAACAGCACAGCCACAGAGAAAAUCGCUGUCCCUUCCAAAGUACCCACUGAUACGACGACUAUUGAGAACUCUAGGACCGACCCGAUCUCCCCUAGCAGCACGUCCAUCCCUGGCCCUGUUCAGUACACGUGGUCGCCAGACAUUCCUGCAGGCAUCAUCACCGGGCCCUCUGCCUCUCCUGUGCCAACAGAAUCUGCAGAAGUCACCAUGACCACCCAAACAGGUCCCAUUGAGCCGACAUCACAGGACCCACUUACCUUGGGCACUACAGCCAACACCUCAGGGGCGGAGAUUCACUCCACUGUGACUCUGAGUUUUACGCACCCAGAGAGGACCACUCUCAGCAGCAGAGGUCCCGAGGAUGUGUCUUGGCCAAGCCCUGCCUCUGUGAUAGAGACUGGCUCUCCAUCUUCCCCAGUGACUGUACCUGCCAUGACAACACCCUCCCCUGAGCCACCCAAAUUACUAAGGAGAAGCCCCUCCUCUCCUACUUCUGUGACCUCACUUCUCACCCGUGGUCUGCGGAAAACCAGAGACACAUUGGAUACAAGUGUGGAACCUGUGCCCAGUUCACCUUCAACUGAGAUGAGCACCACCACUGAGAUACUGUCCACCUCUGAAGCCUCCACAGUGACUGUACCUACCAGGACAACACCCUCCCCUGAGCCAUCCACAUUACCAGGGAGAACCCCCUCCUCUCCUACUCCUGUGACCUCACUUCUCACCCGUGGUCUGCGGAAAAUCAGAGACACAUUGGGUACAAGUGUGGAACCUGUGUCCAGUUCACCUUCAGAAACUACAGUGUUUGAGCUAGACUCCAUAUCCUCUCUGACUCCUGAACUGAGGAACACAAGCACCGUCCAGCAGAACAGCUCAGCCACAGAGAAAAUCGGCGUCCUUUCCAAAGUACCCACUGAUACGACUACUGAGAUCUCUAGGAGAGAACUGAUCUCCCCUAGCAGCACGUCCAUCGCUGGCCCUGUUCAGUCCACGAUGUCGCCAGACAUCCCUGCAGGCCUGAUCACCAGGCCCUCUGCCUCUCCUGUGACGACAGAAUCUGCAGAAGUGACCAUGACCACCCAAACAGGUCCCAUUGAAGCUACUUCAGAGGACCCACUUACCUUGGGCACUACAGCCAACACCUCAGGGGCGGAGAUUCACUCCACUGUGACUCAGAGUUUUAUGCACCCAGAGAGGACCACUCUCAGCAGCAGAGGUCCCGAAGAUGUGUCUGUGCCAAGCCCUGCCUCUGUGAUACAGACUGGCUCUCCAUCUUCCCCAGUGACUGUACCUACCAGGACAACACCCUCCCCUGAGCCAUCCACAUUACCAGGGAGAACCCCCUCCUCUCCUACUCCUGUGACCUCACUUCUCACCCGUGGUCUGCGGAAAAUCAGAGACACAUUGGGUACAAGUGUGGAACCUGUGUCCAGUUCACCUUCAGGUGAGAUGAGCCCCAGGAUUGAGAUACUGUCCACCUCUGAAGCCUCCACAGGUACAGAUGCAAUUCAGCCCUCCAAAAACACAGCUGGGACCCACUGGGCCAACACAAUUUCUGGACAUGAAGCACAUUCCUCUGCCCCAGCUGAAUCAGAGCCAUCGAAUGUCACGUCCCCAAUGGUUACUCCUUCCCCCUCUAGGGACACCAGUGUUUCUACAUCAAUGCCUCACUCUUUAGAAACUACAAUGUUUGAGAUACACUCCACAUCCUCUCUGACUCCUCCACUGAGGAAGCCCAGCACCGUCCAGCAGAACAGCACAGCCACAGAGAAAAUCGCCGUCCCUUCCAAAGUACCCACUGAUACGACGACUAUUGAGAACUCUAGGACCGACCCGAUCUCCCCUAGCAGCACGUCCUUCCCUGGCCCUGUUCAGUACACGUUGUCGCCAGACAUUCCUGCAGGCAUCAUCACCGGGCCCUCUGCCUCUCCUGUGCCAACAGAAUCUGCAGAAGUCACCAUGACCACCCAAACAGGUCCCAUUGAGCCGACAUCACAGGACCCACUUACCUUGGACACUACAACCAACACCUCAAGGGCAGAGAUCCACUCAACUGUGACUCAGAGUUUUACGCACCCAGAGAUGUCCACUCUCAGCAGCAGAGGUCCCGAGGAUGUGUCUUGGCCAAGCCCUGCCUCUGUGAUAGAGACUGGCUCUCCAUCUUCCCCAGUGACUGUACCUGCCAUGACAACACCCUCCCCUGAGCCACCCAAAUUACUAAGGAGAAGCCCCUCCUCUCCUACUUCUGUGACCUCACUUCUCACCCGUGGUCUGCGGAAAACCAGAGACACAUUGGAUACAAGUGUGGAACCUGUGCCCAGUUCACCUUCAACUGAGAUGAGCACCACCACUGAGAUACUGUCCACCUCUGAAGCCUCCACAGGUACAGAUGCAAUUCAGCCCUCCAAAAACACAGGUGGGAUCAAUGGGGCCAACGAAAGCUCUGGACAUGAAACACAUUCGUCGGCCCCAGCUGACUCGGAGCCAUCCAAUGUCACGUUUCCAAUGCUUAUUCCUUCCAACUCUAGGGACACCCGUGUUAGCACAUCAGUGCCUCACUCUUUAGAAACUACAGUGUUUGAGCUAGACUCCAUAUCCUCUCUGACUCCUGAACUGAGGAACACAAGCACCGUCCAGCAGAACAGCUCAGCCACAGAGAAAAUCGGCGUCCUUUCCAAAGUACCCACUGAUACGACUACUGAGAUCUCUAGGACCGAACCCAACUCCUCUAGCAGCACGUCCAUCGCUGGCCCUGUUCAGUCCACGAUGUCGCCAGACAUCCCUGAAGGCCUGAUCACCAGGCCCUCGGCCUCUCCUGUGACGACAGAAUCUGCAGAAGUGACCAUGACCACCCAAACAGGUCCCAUUGAGGCUACUUCACACGACCCACUUACCUUGGGCGCUACAACUAAUACCACAGGGGCAGAGAUUCACUCGACUGUGACUCAGAGUUUUAUGCACCCAGAGAGGACCACUCUCAGCAGCAGAGGUCCCGAAGAUGUGUCUGUGCCAAGCCCUGCCUCUGUGAUACAGACUGGCUCUCCAUCUUCCCCAGUGACUGUACCUACCAGGACAACACCCUCCCCUGAGCCAUCCACAUUACCAGGGAGAAGCCCCUCCUCUCCUACUCCUGUGACCUCACUUCUCAACCGUGGUCUGCGGAAAACCAGAGACACAUUGGGUACAAGUGUGGAACCUGUGUCCAGUUCACCUUCAAGUGAGAUGAGCACCACCAUUGAGAUACUGUCCACCUCUGAAGCCUCCACAGGUACAGAUGCAAUUCAGCCCUCCAAAAACACAGGUGGGAUCAAUGGGGCCAACGAAAGCUCUGGACAUGAAACACAUUCGUCUGCCGCAGCUGACUCGGAGCCAUCCAAUGUCACGUUUCCAAUGCUUAUUCCUUCCAACUCUAGGGACACCCGUGUCACCACAUCAGUGCCUCACUCUUUAGAAACUACAGUGUUUGAGCUAGACUCCAUAUCCUCUCUGACUCCUGAACUGAGGAACACAAGCACCGUCCAGCAGGACCGCUCAGCCACAGAGAAAAUCGGCGUCCUUUCCAAAGUACCCACUGAUACGACUACUGAGAUCUCUAGGACAGAACUGAUCUCCUCUAGCAGCACGUCCAUCCCUGGCCUUGUUCAGUCCACGAUGUCGCCAGACUUCCCUGCAGGAACCAUCACCUGGCCCUCUGCCUCUUCGGUGAUGACAGAAUCUGCAGAAGUGACCAUGACAACCCAAACUGGUCCCACUGAGGCUACAUCACAGGACCCACUUACCUUGGGCACUACAGCCAACACCUCAGGGGCAGAGAUUCACUCCACUGUGACUCAGAGUUUUACACACCCAGAGAUGACCACUCUCAGCAGCAGAGGUGCCGAGGAUGGGUUUUGGCCAAGCCCUGCCUCUGUGAAAGAAACUGGCUCUCCAUCCUCCCCAGUGACUGCACCUGCCAUGACAACACCCUCUCCUGAGCCAACCACAUUACCAGGGAGGAGCCCCUCCUCUCCUACCCCUGAGACCUCACUUCUCACUCGUGGUCUGGGGAAGACCAAAGACACAUUGGGUACAAGUGUAGAACCUGUGUCCAGUUCACCUUCAAGUGAGAUCAGCACGACCAAGGAGAUACUGUCCACAUCUGAAGCCUCCACAAGUACAGAUGCAAUUCAGCCCUCCAAAAACAAAGCUGGGACCCACAGGGCCAAUAUAAAUUCUGGGCAUGAAGCACAUUCCUCUGCCCCAGCUGAAUCAGAGCCAUCGAAUGUCACGUCCCCAAUGGUUACUCCUUCCACCCGUACGGAGACCAGUGUUUCCACAUCAAUGCCUCACUCUUUAGAAACUACAAUGUUUGAGCUAGACUCCGCAUCCUCUCUGACUCCUGAACUGAGGAACACCAGCACUGUCCAGCAGAACAGCUCAGCCACAGAGAAAAUCGCCGUACUUUCCAAAGUACCCACUGAUAUGACUACUGAGAUCUCUAGGACCGAACCCAACUCCUCUAGCAGCACGUCCAUCGCUGGCCCUGUUCAGUCCACGAUGUCGCCAGACAUCCCUGAAGGCCUGAUCACCAGGCCCUCUGCCUCCCCUGUGCCAACAGAAUCUGCAGAAGUCACCAUGACCACCCAAACAGGUCUCAUUGAGGCUACUUCACAGGACCCACUUACCUUGGACACUACAACCAACACCUCAGGGGCAGAGAUCCACUCGACUGUGACUCAGAGUUUCACGCACACAGAGAUGUCCACUCUCAGCAGCAGAGGUCCCGAGGAUGUGUCUUGGCCAAGCCCUGCCUCUGUGAUAGAGACUGGCUCUCCAUCUUCCCCAGUGAUUGUAUCUGCCAUGACAAAACCUUCCCCUGAGCCAUCCACAUUAGCAGGGAGGAGCCCCUCCUCUCCUACCCCUGAGACCUCACUUCUCACUCGUGGUCUGGGGAAGACCAAAGACACAUUGGUUACAAGUGUGGAACCUGUGUCCAGUUCACCUUCAGGUGAGAUGAGCCCCAGGAUUGAGAUACUGUCCACCUCUGAAGCCUCCACAGGUACAGAUGCAAUUCAGCCCUCCAGAAACACAGCUGGGAUCAAUGGGGCCAACAAAAGCUCUGGACAUGAAACACAUUCGUCUGCCCCAGCUGACUCGGAGCCAUCCAAUGUCACGUUUCCAAUGCUUAUUCCUUCCAACUCUAGGGACACCCGUGUUAGCACAUCAGUGCCUCACUCUUUAGAAACUACAGUGUUUGAGCUAGACUCCAUAUCCUCUCUGACUCCUGAACUGAGGAACACAAGCACCGUCCAGCAGAACAGCUCAGCCACAGAGAAAAUCGGCGUCCUUUCCAAAGUACCCACUGAUACGACUACUGAGAUCUCUAGGAGAGAACUGAUCUCCCCUAGCAGCACGUCCAUCGCUGGCCCUGUUCAGUCCACGAUGUCGCCAGACAUCCCUGCAGGCCUGAUCACCAGGCCCUCUGCCUCUCCUGUGACGACAGAAUCUGCAGAAGUGACCAUGACCACCCAAACAGGUCCCAUUGAGCCGACAUCACAGGACCCACUUACCUUGGACACUACAACCAACACCUCAAGGGCAGAGAUCCACUCAACUGUGACUCAGAGUUUUACGCACCCAGAGAUGUCCACUCUCAGCAGCAGAGGUCCCGAGGAUGUGUCUUGGCCAAGCCCUGCCUCUGUGAUAGAGACUGGCUCUCCAUCUUCCCCAGUGACUGUACCUGCCAUGACAACACCCUCCCCUGAGCCACCCAAAUUACUAAGGAGAAGCCCCUCCUCUCCUACUUCUGUGACCUCACUUCUCACCCGUGGUCUGCGGAAAACCAGAGACACAUUGGAUACAAGUGUGGAACCUGUGCCCAGUUCACCUUCAACUGAGAUGAGCACCACCACUGAGAUACUGUCCACCUCUGAAGCCUCCACAGGUACAGAUGCAAUUCAGCCCUCCAAAAACACAGGUGGGAUCAAUGGGGCCAACGAAAGCUCUGGACAUGAAACACAUUCGUCGGCCCCAGCUGACUCGGAGCCAUCCAAUGUCACGUUUCCAAUGCUUAUUCCUUCCAACUCUAGGGACACCCGUGUUAGCACAUCAGUGCCUCACUCUUUAGAAACUACAGUGUUUGAGCUAGACUCCAUAUCCUCUCUGACUCCUGAACUGAGGAACACAAGCACCGUCCAGCAGAACAGCUCAGCCACAGAGAAAAUCGGCGUCCUUUCCAAAGUACCCACUGAUACGACUACUGAGAUCUCUAGGACCGAACCCAACUCCUCUAGCAGCACGUCCAUCGCUGGCCCUGUUCAGUCCACGAUGUCGCCAGACAUCCCUGAAGGCCUGAUCACCAGGCCCUCGGCCUCUCCUGUGACGACAGAAUCUGCAGAAGUGACCAUGACCACCCAAACAGGUCCCAUUGAGGCUACUUCACACGACCCACUUACCUUGGGCGCUACAACUAAUACCACAGGGGCAGAGAUUCACUCGACUGUGACUCAGAGUUUUAUGCACCCAGAGAGGACCACUCUCAGCAGCAGAGGUCCCGAAGAUGUGUCUGUGCCAAGCCCUGCCUCUGUGAUACAGACUGGCUCUCCAUCUUCCCCAGUGACUGUACCUACCAGGACAACACCCUCCCCUGAGCCAUCCACAUUACCAGGGAGAAGCCCCUCCUCUCCUACUCCUGUGACCUCACUUCUCAACCGUGGUCUGCGGAAAACCAGAGACACAUUGGGUACAAGUGUGGAACCUGUGUCCAGUUCACCUUCAAGUGAGAUGAGCACCACCAUUGAGAUACUGUCCACCUCUGAAGCCUCCACAGGUACAGAUGCAAUUCAGCCCUCCAAAAACACAGGUGGGAUCAAUGGGGCCAACGAAAGCUCUGGACAUGAAACACAUUCGUCUGCCGCAGCUGACUCGGAGCCAUCCAAUGUCACGUUUCCAAUGCUUAUUCCUUCCAACUCUAGGGACACCCGUGUCACCACAUCAGUGCCUCACUCUUUAGAAACUACAGUGUUUGAGCUAGACUCCAUAUCCUCUCUGACUCCUGAACUGAGGAACACAAGCACCGUCCAGCAGGACCGCUCAGCCACAGAGAAAAUCGGCGUCCUUUCCAAAGUACCCACUGAUACGACUACUGAGAUCUCUAGGACAGAACUGAUCUCCUCUAGCAGCACGUCCAUCCCUGGCCUUGUUCAGUCCACGAUGUCGCCAGACUUCCCUGCAGGAACCAUCACCUGGCCCUCUGCCUCUUCGGUGAUGACAGAAUCUGCAGAAGUGACCAUGACAACCCAAACUGGUCCCACUGAGGCUACAUCACAGGACCCACUUACCUUGGGCACUACAGCCAACACCUCAGGGGCAGAGAUUCACUCCACUGUGACUCAGAGUUUUACACACCCAGAGAUGACCACUCUCAGCAGCAGAGGUGCCGAGGAUGGGUUUUGGCCAAGCCCUGCCUCUGUGAAAGAAACUGGCUCUCCAUCCUCCCCAGUGACUGCACCUGCCAUGACAACACCCUCUCCUGAGCCAACCACAUUACCAGGGAGGAGCCCCUCCUCUCCUACCCCUGAGACCUCACUUCUCACUCGUGGUCUGGGGAAGACCAAAGACACAUUGGGUACAAGUGUAGAACCUGUGUCCAGUUCACCUUCAAGUGAGAUCAGCACGACCAAGGAGAUACUGUCCACAUCUGAAGCCUCCACAAGUACAGAUGCAAUUCAGCCCUCCAAAAACAAAGCUGGGACCCACAGGGCCAAUAUAAAUUCUGGGCAUGAAGCACAUUCCUCUGCCCCAGCUGAAUCAGAGCCAUCGAAUGUCACGUCCCCAAUGGUUACUCCUUCCACCCGUACGGAGACCAGUGUUUCCACAUCAAUGCCUCACUCUUUAGAAACUACAAUGUUUGAGCUAGACUCCGCAUCCUCUCUGACUCCUGAACUGAGGAACACCAGCACUGUCCAGCAGAACAGCUCAGCCACAGAGAAAAUCGCCGUACUUUCCAAAGUACCCACUGAUAUGACUACUGAGAUCUCUAGGACCGAACCCAACUCCUCUAGCAGCACGUCCAUCGCUGGCCCUGUUCAGUCCACGAUGUCGCCAGACAUCCCUGAAGGCCUGAUCACCAGGCCCUCUGCCUCCCCUGUGCCAACAGAAUCUGCAGAAGUCACCAUGACCACCCAAACAGGUCUCAUUGAGGCUACUUCACAGGACCCACUUACCUUGGACACUACAACCAACACCUCAGGGGCAGAGAUCCACUCGACUGUGACUCAGAGUUUCACGCACACAGAGAUGUCCACUCUCAGCAGCAGAGGUCCCGAGGAUGUGUCUUGGCCAAGCCCUGCCUCUGUGAUAGAGACUGGCUCUCCAUCUUCCCCAGUGAUUGUAUCUGCCAUGACAAAACCUUCCCCUGAGCCAUCCACAUUAGCAGGGAGGAGCCCCUCCUCUCCUACCCCUGAGACCUCACUUCUCACUCGUGGUCUGGGGAAGACCAAAGACACAUUGGUUACAAGUGUGGAACCUGUGUCCAGUUCACCUUCAGGUGAGAUGAGCCCCAGGAUUGAGAUACUGUCCACCUCUGAAGCCUCCACAGGUACAGAUGCAAUUCAGCCCUCCAGAAACACAGCUGGGAUCAAUGGGGCCAACAAAAGCUCUGGACAUGAAACACAUUCGUCUGCCCCAGCUGACUCGGAGCCAUCCAAUGUCACGUUUCCAAUGCUUAUUCCUUCCAACUCUAGGGACACCCGUGUUAGCACAUCAGUGCCUCACUCUUUAGAAACUACAGUGUUUGAGCUAGACUCCAUAUCCUCUCUGACUCCUGAACUGAGGAACACAAGCACCGUCCAGCAGGACCGCUCAGCCACAGAGAAAAUCGGCGUCCUUUCCAAAGUACCCACUGAUACGACUACUGAGAUCUCUAGGACAGAACUGAUCUCCUCUAGCAGCACGUCCAUCCCUGGCCUUGUUCAGUCCGCGAUGUCGCCAGACUUCCCUGCAGGAACCAUCACCUGGCCCUCUGCUUCUUCGGUGACGACAGAAUCUGCAGAAGUGACCAUGACAACCCAAACUGGUCCCAUUAAGGCUACAUCACAGGACCCACUUACCUUGGGCACUACAGCCAACACCUCAGGGGCGGAGAUUCACUCCACUGUGACUCAGAGUUUUACGCACCCAGAGAUGACCACUCUCAGCAGCAGAGGUCCCGAGGAUGUGUCUUGGCCAAGCCCUGCCUCUGUGAUAGAGACUGGCUCUCCAUCUUCCCCAGUGACUGUACCUACCAGGACAACACCCUCCCCUGAGCCAUCCACAUUACCAGGGAGAAGCCCCUCCUCUCCUACUCCUGUGACCUCACUUCUCAACCGUGGUCUGCGGAAAACCAGAGACACAUUGGGUACAAGUGUGGAACCUGUGUCCAGUUCACCUUCAAGUGAGAUGAGCACCACCAUUGAGAUACUGUCCACCUCUGAAGCCUCCACAAGUACAGAUGCAAUUCAGCCCUCCAAAAACACAGCUGGGACCCACCGGGCCAACACAAUUUCUGGACAUGAAGCACAUUCCUCUGCCCCAGCUGAAUCAGAGCCAUCGAAUGUCACGUCCCCAAUGGUUACUCCUUCCCCCUCUAGGGACACCAGUGUUUCUACAUCAAUGCCUCACUCUUUAGAAACUACAAUGUUUGAGAUACACUCCACAUCCUCUCUGACUCCUCCACUGAGGAAGCCCAGCACCGUCCAGCAGAACAGCACAGCCACAGAGAAAAUCGCCGUCCCUUCCAAAGUACCCACUGAUACGACUAUUGAGAACUCUAGGACCGAACCGAUGUCCCCUAGCAGCACGUCCAUACCUGGCCCUGUUCAGUACACGUGGUCGCCAGACAUUCCUGCAGGCAUCAUCACCGGGCCCUCUGCCUCUCCUGUGCCAACAGAAUCUGCAGAAGUCACCAUGACCACCCAAACAGGUCUCAUUGAGGCUACUUCACAGGACCCACUUACCUUGGACACUACAACCAACACCUCAGGGGCAGAGAUCCACUCGACUGUGACUCAGAGUUUCACGCACACAGAGAUGUCCACUCUCAGCAGCAGAGGUCCCGAGGAUGUGUCUUGGCCAAGCCCUGCCUCUGUGAUAGAGACUGGCUCUCCAUCUUCCCCAGUGAUUGUAUCUGCCAUGACAAAACCUUCCCCUGAGCCAUCCACAUUAGCAGGGAGGAGCCCCUCCUCUCCUACCCCUGAGACCUCACUUCUCACUCGUGGUCUGGGGAAGACCAAAGACACAUUGGUUACAAGUGUGGAACCUGUGUCCAGUUCACCUUCAGGUGAGAUGAGCCCCAGGAUUGAGAUACUGUCCACCUCUGAAGCCUCCACAGGUACAGAUGCAAUUCAGCCCUCCAGAAACACAGCUGGGAUCAAUGGGGCCAACAAAAGCUCUGGACAUGAAACACAUUCGUCUGCCCCAGCUGACUCGGAGCCAUCCAAUGUCACGUUUCCAAUGCUUAUUCCUUCCAACUCUAGGGACACCCGUGUUAGCACAUCAGUGCCUCACUCUUUAGAAACUACAGUGUUUGAGCUAGACUCCAUAUCCUCUCUGACUCCUGAACUGAGGAACACAAGCACCGUCCAGCAGGACCGCUCAGCCACAGAGAAAAUUGGCGUCCUUUCCAAAGUACCCACUGAUACGACUACUGAGAUCUCUAGGACAGAACUGAUCUCCCCUAGCAGCACGUCCAUCCCUGGCCUUGUUCAGUCCACGAUGUCGCCAGACUUCCCUGCAGGAACCAUCACCUGGCCCUCUGCCUCUUCGGUGAUGACAGAAUCUGCAGAAGUGACCAUGACAACCCAAACUGGUCCCACUGAGGCUACAUCACAGGACCCACUUACCUUGGGCACUACAACCAACACCUCAGGGGCGGAGAUUCACUCGACUGUGACUCAGAGUUUUACGCACCCAGAGAUGACCACUCUCAGCAGCAGAGGUGCCGAGGAUGGGUUUUGGCCAAGCCCUGCCUCUGUGAAAGAAACUGGCUCUCCAUCCUCCCCAGGGACUGCACCUGCCAUGACAACACCCUCUCCUGAGCCAACCACAUUACCAGGGAGGAGCCCCUCCUCUCCUACCCCUGAGACCUCACUUCUCACUCGUGGUCUGGGGAAGACCAAAGACACAUUGGGUACAAGUGUGGAACCUGUAUCCAGUUCACCUUCAAGUGAGAUCAGCACGACCAAGGAGAUACUGUCCACCUCUGAAGCCUCCACAGGUACAGAUGCAAUUCAGCCCUCCAAAAACAAAGCUGGGACCCACGGGGCCAAAAUAAAUUCUGGGCAUGAAGCACAUUCCUCUGCCCCAGCUGACUCAGAGCCAUCCAAUGUCACGUCUCCAAUGCUUACUCCUUCCACCCGUACGGAGACCAGUGUUUCCACAUCAAUGCCUCACUCUUUAGAAACUACAAUGUUUGAGCUAGACUCCACAUCCUCUCUGACUCCUGAACUGAGGAACACCAGCACUGUCCAGCAGAACAGCUCAGCCACAGAGAAAAUCGCCGUACUUUCCAAAGUACCCACUGAUAUGACUACUGAGGUCUCUAGGACCGAACCCAACUCCUCUAGCAGCACGUCCAUCGCUGGCCCUGUUCAGUCCACGAUGUCGCCAGACAUCCCUGAAGGCCUGAUCACCAGGCCCUCUGCCUCCCCUGUGCCAACAGAAUCUGCAGAAGUGACCAUGACCACCCAAACAGGUCCCAUUGAGGCUACUUCACAGGACCCACUUACCUUGGGCACUACAAGUAAUACCACAGGGGCAGAGACUCACUCGACUGUGACUCAGAGUUUUAUGCACACAGAGAUGACCACUCUCAGCAGCAGAGGUCCCGAGGAUGUGUCUUGGCCAAGCCCUGCCUCUGUGAAAGAAACUGGCUCUCCAACCUCCCCAGUGACUGUACCUACCAGGACAACACCCUCCCCUGAGCCAUCCACAUUAACAGGGAGGAGCCCCUCCUCUCCUACACCUGUGACCUCACUGCUCACUCGUGGUCUGGGGAAGACCAAAGACACAUUGGGUACAAGUGUGGAACCUGUGUCCAGUUCACCUUCAGGUGAGAUGAGCCCCAGGAUUGAGAUACUGUCCACCUCUGAAGCCUCCACAGGUACAGAUGCAAUUCAGCCCUCCAGAAACACAGCUGGGAUCAAUGGGGCCAACAAAAGCUCUGGACAUGAAACACAUUCGUCUGCCCCAGCUGACUCGGAGCCAUCCAAUGUCACGUUUCCAAUGCUUAUUCCUUCCAACUCUAGGGACACCCGUGUUAGCACAUCAGUGCCUCACUCUUUAGAAACUACAGUGUUUGAGCUAGACUCCAUAUCCUCUCUGACUCCUGAACUGAGGAACACAAGCACCGUCCAGCAGGACCGCUCAGCCACAGAGAAAAUCGGCGUCCUUUCCAAAGUACCCACUGAUACGACUACUGAGAUCUCUAGGACAGAACUGAUCUCCCCUAGCAGCACGUCCAUCCCUGGCCUUGUUCAGUCCACGAUGUCGCCAGACUUCCCUGCAGGAACCAUCACCUGGCCCUCUGCCUCUUCGGUGAUGACAGAAUCUGCAGAAGUGACCAUGACAACCCAAACUGGUCCCACUGAGGCUACAUCACAGGACCCACUUACCUUGGGCACUACAACCAACACCUCAGGGGCGGAGAUUCACUCGACUGUGACUCAGAGUUUUACGCACCCAGAGAUGACCACUCUCAGCAGCAGAGGUGCCGAGGAUGGGUUUUGGCCAAGCCCUGCCUCUGUGAAAGAAACUGGCUCUCCAUCCUCCCCAGGGACUGCACCUGCCAUGACAACACCCUCUCCUGAGCCAACCACAUUACCAGGGAGGAGCCCCUCCUCUCCUACCCCUGAGACCUCACUUCUCACUCGUGGUCUGGGGAAGACCAAAGACACAUUGGGUACAAGUGUGGAACCUGUAUCCAGUUCACCUUCAAGUGAGAUCAGCACGACCAAGGAGAUACUGUCCACCUCUGAAGCCUCCACAGGUACAGAUGCAAUUCAGCCCUCCAAAAACAAAGCUGGGACCCACGGGGCCAAAAUAAAUUCUGGGCAUGAAGCACAUUCCUCUGCCCCAGCUGACUCAGAGCCAUCCAAUGUCACGUCUCCAAUGCUUACUCCUUCCACCCGUACGGAGACCAGUGUUUCCACAUCAAUGCCUCACUCUUUAGAAACUACAAUGUUUGAGCUAGACUCCACAUCCUCUCUGACUCCUGAACUGAGGAACACCAGCACUGUCCAGCAGAACAGCUCAGCCACAGAGAAAAUCGCCGUACUUUCCAAAGUACCCACUGAUAUGACUACUGAGGUCUCUAGGACCGAACCCAACUCCUCUAGCAGCACGUCCAUCGCUGGCCCUGUUCAGUCCACGAUGUCGCCAGACAUCCCUGAAGGCCUGAUCACCAGGCCCUCUGCCUCCCCUGUGCCAACAGAAUCUGCAGAAGUGACCAUGACCACCCAAACAGGUCCCAUUGAGGCUACUUCACAGGACCCACUUACCUUGGGCACUACAAGUAAUACCACAGGGGCAGAGACUCACUCGACUGUGACUCAGAGUUUUAUGCACACAGAGAUGACCACUCUCAGCAGCAGAGGUCCCGAGGAUGUGUCUUGGCCAAGCCCUGCCUCUGUGAAAGAAACUGGCUCUCCAACCUCCCCAGUGACUGUACCUACCAGGACAACACCCUCCCCUGAGCCAUCCACAUUAACAGGGAGGAGCCCCUCCUCUCCUACACCUGUGACCUCACUGCUCACUCGUGGUCUGGGGAAGACCAAAGACACAUUGGGUACAAGUGUGGAACCUGUGUCCAGUUCACCUUCAGGUGAGAUGAGCCCCAGGAUUGAGAUACUGUCCACCUCUGAAGCCUCCACAGGUACAGAUGCAAUUCAGCCCUCCAGAAACACAGCUGGGAUCAAUGGGGCCAACAAAAGCUCUGGACAUGAAACACAUUCGUCUGCCCCAGCUGACUCGGAGCCAUCCAAUGUCACGUUUCCAAUGCUUAUUCCUUCCAACUCUAGGGACACCCGUGUUAGCACAUCAGUGCCUCACUCUUUAGAAACUACAGUGUUUGAGCUAGACUCCAUAUCCUCUCUGACUCCUGAACUGAGGAACACAAGCACCGUCCAGCAGGACCGCUCAGCCACAGAGAAAAUCGGCGUCCUUUCCAAAGUACCCACUGAUACGACUACUGAGAUCUCUAGGACAGAACUGAUCUCCCCUAGCAGCACGUCCAUCCCUGGCCUUGUUCAGUCCACGAUGUCGCCAGACUUCCCUGCAGGAACCAUCACCUGGCCCUCUGCCUCUUCGGUGAUGACAGAAUCUGCAGAAGUGACCAUGACAACCCAAACUGGUCCCACUGAGGCUACAUCACAGGACCCACUUACCUUGGGCACUACAACCAACACCUCAGGGGCGGAGAUUCACUCGACUGUGACUCAGAGUUUUACGCACCCAGAGAUGACCACUCUCAGCAGCAGAGGUGCCGAGGAUGGGUUUUGGCCAAGCCCUGCCUCUGUGAAAGAAACUGGCUCUCCAUCCUCCCCAGGGACUGCACCUGCCAUGACAACACCCUCUCCUGAGCCAACCACAUUACCAGGGAGGAGCCCCUCCUCUCCUACCCCUGAGACCUCACUUCUCACUCGUGGUCUGGGGAAGACCAAAGACACAUUGGGUACAAGUGUGGAACCUGUAUCCAGUUCACCUUCAAGUGAGAUCAGCACGACCAAGGAGAUACUGUCCACCUCUGAAGCCUCCACAGGUACAGAUGCAAUUCAGCCCUCCAAAAACAAAGCUGGGACCCACGGGGCCAAAAUAAAUUCUGGGCAUGAAGCACAUUCCUCUGCCCCAGCUGACUCAGAGCCAUCCAAUGUCACGUCUCCAAUGCUUACUCCUUCCACCCGUACGGAGACCAGUGUUUCCACAUCAAUGCCUCACUCUUUAGAAACUACAAUGUUUGAGCUAGACUCCACAUCCUCUCUGACUCCUGAACUGAGGAACACCAGCACUGUCCAGCAGAACAGCUCAGCCACAGAGAAAAUCGCCGUACUUUCCAAAGUACCCACUGAUAUGACUACUGAGGUCUCUAGGACCGAACCCAACUCCUCUAGCAGCACGUCCAUCGCUGGCCCUGUUCAGUCCACGAUGUCGCCAGACAUCCCUGAAGGCCUGAUCACCAGGCCCUCUGCCUCCCCUGUGCCAACAGAAUCUGCAGAAGUGACCAUGACCACCCAAACAGGUCCCAUUGAGGCUACUUCACAGGACCCACUUACCUUGGGCGCUACAAGUAAUACCACAGGGGCAGAGACUCACUCGACUGUGACUCAGAGUUUUAUGCACACAGAGAUGACCACUCUCAGCAGCAGAGGUCCCGAGGAUGUGUCUUGGCCAAGCCCUGCCUCUGUGAAAGAAACUGGCUCUCCAACCUCCCCAGUGACUGUACCUACCAGGACAACACCCUCCCCUGAGCCAUCCACAUUAACAGGGAGGAGCCCCUCCUCUCCUACACCUGUGACCUCACUGCUCACUCGUGGUCUGGGGAAGACCAAAGACACAUUGGGUACAAGUGUGGAACCUGUGUCCAGUUCACCUUCAGGUGAGAUGAGCCCCAGGAUUGAGAUACUGUCCACCUCUGAAGCCUCCACAGGUACAGAUGCAAUUCAGCCCUCCAGAAACACAGCUGGGAUCAAUGGGGCCAACAAAAGCUCUGGACAUGAAACACAUUCAUCUGCCCCAGCUGACUCGGAGCCAUCCAAUGUCACGUUUCCAAUGCUUAUUCCUUCCAACUCUAGGGACACCCGUGUUAGCACAUCAGUGCCUCACUCUUUAGAAACUACAGUGUUUGAGCUAGACUCCAUAUCGUCUCUGACUCCUGAACUGAGGAACACAAGCACCGUCCAGCAGGACCGCUCAGCCACAGAGAAAAUCGGCGUCCUUUCCAAAGUACCCACUGAUACGACUACUGAGAUCUCUAGGACAGAACUGAUCUCCCCUAGCAGCACGUCCAUCCCUGGCCUUGUUCAGUCCACGAUGUCGCCAGACUUCCCUGCAGGAACCAUCACCUGGCCCUCUGCCUCUUCGGUGAUGACAGAAUCUGCAGAAGUGACCAUGACAACCCAAACUGGUCCCACUGAAGCUACAUCAGAGGACCCACUCACCUUGGGCACUACACCCAACACCUCAGGGGCAGAGAUUCACUCGACUGUGACUCAGAGUUUUACACACCCAGAGAUGACCACUCUCAGCAGCAGAGGUCCCGAGGAUGUGUCUUGGCCAAGCCCUGCCUCUGUGAUAGAAACUGGCUCUCCAUCUUCCACAGUGAUUGUACCUACCAUGAGAACACCCUCCCCUGAGCCAUCCACAUUAUCAGGGAGGAGCCCCUCCUCUCCUACACCUGUGACCUCAGUUCUCACCCGUGGUCUGGGGAAGACCGAAGACAGAUUGGGUACAACCUUGGUAGCAGUGACCACGUUACCUCCAACUUUGAGUAGUCCCACAGUUGAGAUAAUUUCCACCUCUGAAUUCUCCAUAGAUACAGCAAAAAUUCUUCCUCCCCUAUACACAAUAAUGAGUACUGUGGGUUCCAGCAUUUCUGGACACGAACUAAGUUCCUCUGUCCCAUUUUUUCCUGAGUCCUCCAGCACCACAUAUCCUAUGGGUACUGCUUCCUCCGUGUAUGAGACCACUCCUUCCUCAUCAAUGCGUUCCUCCUUUGAGACGAAGACACUUUCCCAUCUGACUCCUAGACUGAAGGAGACAAGAAUAGCCUUGGAUUCCAGCUCAAGCACACUCACAAACACACCUUCAUCGCCUCUGUCCACUCAUGGCUUGAAGGGUCCCAGGACUGAUGCUACGUCUUCUGUGAAAGUAUCAGCACCAGAUCAGCCUCUGUCUACACAGUAUACUGACAUUCCAGUGGAAACAGUCACACGCUUUUACACUUCUCUCUCCAUUACAAGGUCUGCUGGCAUAACUGUCCCAGAAUCCAAUCUUUCUAUGCCUGUAUCAGAAAAUACACGUUACCUAAGCACAGAUAUGCUGUCUUCAGCUGAAACCAUUUUUGCUAAUAACACACUAACACCUUCUUUGUCAGAGGCCAUGGCUUCCUUUGCUACAUCUGGAGUUCCAGGUGCCAUUUCAGUUAGUCCAUUUUCUAGGACAGAAUCAGGCCCUGGGGAUGCUACUAUGCCCACCACUGCAGAGAGUCUACCUUCUUCAGCUUCAAUACCAUUCCCCUCUUUGACCUUCCAUACCACUGAUUCUUCAACCAGCCCACUCCCCCAUUGGAUUACUUCCUCACCAGCUACCCCAAGAAUAGUAGACACCAACCUUGAGGCAGAGAGCCAAAGCACUGCUGCAUUACCCUUGGUUACAGCCAGUACUUUGCAGACUUGGACGCAGCCAGUCAGGACAUCUUUACCACCCAUUACGGAUACCAGAAUGACAGAGAGUGUUGGUUUGGGAACAGUGACAAGUUCUUCUCAAGUUCUUCCACACUCAACCCAGUUGACAAGGACUGACGGCAUUGUGGAGCAUAUCACAAAGAUACCCAAUGAAGCAGCACAUGGAGACACCACCGUCCAUGUCCCCCUGGCAUCCACGACUAUCAACAGGAGGGAAAGAGAGGGCAGAGACAACUGCCAUGGUUCUGAAGACCACUUCCACAGUGACUUUGACUACCAGAGUCUCUACUCCCACUUCAGAGGACCACAGACUACACCCUCACUGGUCCCUAGUUCUGGGGCAGAGACCAGUGCAGCUGUUCCAACUCUGACUGUUUCCUUUGGUGAGCCAGAGACCACAACCUCAUAGGUCACCCAUCCUGCAGAGACUAAAGUCAGUUCAGCUGUUCCAACUCCGACUGUCUCCCCUGAUGUACUGGGGGUGGUGACCUCACUGGUUACUAGUUCUGGGACAGAGACCAGCUCAGUUGAUCAAACUCUGACUGUUUCCCCUGGUCAGCCAAAUGCAACAACCUCAUGGCUCCAUUCCACAGAGACCAGCACACCUGUUUCCAAAACAACUCUGAAUUUUUCCCCUAGUGAAUUAGACACCACAUCUUCAGCAGCCACCAUUCCUGGGGCAGAAGCCAUUUCAGCCACUCCAGUGAUGACUGGCUCACCUAGCAUACCAGCGAUGGUGACCUCACUGAUCAUUAGUUCUGGGACAGACACCAAUAUAAUCUUUUCAACUCUGACUGAGUCCCUGCAUGAAUCAGAGUCAACAGUCUCCUUGGUCACCCAACCUGCAGAAUCCAGCCCAACUCUUCCCAGAACAACCCCCGAUGUUUCCCAUAGCACACCCUCAAUGGCCACCAGCCUUGGGACAGAAGUCAGUUCAGCUGUUCCAACUACAUGUAUCUUCUCUGGUGUACCAGAUAUGGUGACCUCACAGGCCACUAGUUUUGAGAUAGAUGCUAGUACGGCUAUUCCAAGUCUGACACUUCCUCCUGUUGAGCCAGUGACCACAGCCUCACUGGUCACUCAACCUGGGGUGCAGACCAGUCCAGCUGCUCCAACUCCAACUGUCUCCUCUACUGUGCCAGGGCUGGUAACCUCACUGGUCACAAGUUCGGGGGCAGAGACCAGUACAACUUUUCCAAUUCCAACUGAUUCCCCACACAAACCAGAGACAACAGCCUCUCACAUCACCCACUCUGGAACAGAAACAAGUUCAGCUAUUCAAACUAUGACUGUUUCCCAUGGGAAGCCAGAUACAACAGUCUUACUGCUCACCCAUCCUGAAGAGACCAGCCAAAGUAUUCCCAGGACAAUCCCCAAUGUUUCACAUCAUUAAUCAGACACCACAUUCUCAAUGGCCACCAGUCCUAGGGCAAAAGCCAGUUCAGCUGUCCCAGCUACGAUUGUCGCACCUGGUAUGCCAGGGGUGGUGACCUCACUGGUUACCAGGUCUGGGGCAGAGACCACCAGUGUACCAGAUAUCAGGACUUCACAGGUCACUAGCUCUGAGACAGACACCACUAUGGCUAUUGUACCUCUGACUCUUUCUCCUGGUGAACCAGCAACCACAGUCUUAUUGGUCACCCAUUCCAGUGCAGAGAUAAGCACAAGGUUUCCUGCUUUAACUACUAUUUUUCCUCAUUUACCAGAGAUCACAGCCGCACCAUCCAUCCCACCUGGGUUAGAGACUAGUACAGCUCUUCCAAAUCAGACUGUUUCUCUCAGUCCACCAGAAACAUCCUCUCUCUUCACCACAACUGUAACCAAGACAGCCAGAGUUAAUCUAACUCCAACAGCUUCAUUUGGUGUUCCUGCAGAAACAGCCUCACUCUCCACCCAUCCUGGGACAGACAUCAGCGCAACUACCUCAACUUUAGCUCUUUCCCAUGGUUUACCAGAGACCACAGGCUUACUGGCCACCAGGCCUGCAACAGAGGCCAAUACAAGUACCCUAGCUCUGACUGUUUCCCCUGGCGUUCUUGGGCCUUCCAGGACCCCUGCAACAAAUGUUGGGUUUUAUCCUGUACCUUCCUGGAGCACAGAAACCUCACCACCUACAACCUCAGUUGGACUCCCAGAAUUUCCCAAGACCGUGACAGGUGAUACCGUGACCUUGAUAGCAUCAGAGACCCCAACACCACCUAAAACCAGUCAUGGAGAAGGAUUAAGUACAACCACUGUCCUGAAAACCACCACUGCUGAGACCACUCAUUUAGCUGCCACAGGUUCAGGUCCCACUGUGGCCGAGACCACAAUCACCUUCAAUACACUGUCUGGAAGUCCUUUUGCCCCUGUGACCACACCUGGAACCUCUACCUUGGCCUCUGUGAGUGUGACUUCAGGAACAAGUAAGAAUAACUUUAUUGUGGACUGGCCUCAUUUUACUCUCCCCACCACUGCAGCUGCAAUUCCUUUCUUGAUGCCUUUUACUGUCAACUUCACCAUCACCAACCUGCACUACACGGAGGACAUGGGAAACUCGGACUCUGAAAUAUUCAAUGCCACUGAGAGAGACCUGCAGCACCUGCUCAGUCCUCUGUUCAAAAAGAGCAGCGUUGGUUCCCUGUAUACCAGCUGUAGACUGACCUUGCUCAGGGCUGACAAGGAUGGAACAAGCACCAGAAUGGAUGCGGUCUGCACCUACCGCCCAGAUCCCACAGGCUUCAGGCUGGACAGAGGACGGCUGUAUUGGGAACUAAGCCAACAGACCCAUGGUAUCACUCAGUUGGGCCCCUACACCCUGGACAGGAACAGUCUCUACGUCAAUGGUUAUAACCAUCAGUACUGGAUCCCCACCACCAGCACUCCGGUGACCUCUACAUUCUCUCCAGGACCUCCAACAUCUCUGACCUCCACCCCCAGCUCCACAGGUUAUAAUGAACAUGGUCCAGAUGAGCCUCUUACAACUCCUGAACCAGCUACCACAUUCCUGCCUACUUCAUCAUCAUCUGUACAACCAGAAUCCACCACAGGCUAUGUACCCCAGAGUUCAUCUAUCCAGAGCGAGUACCAGCUAAAUUUCCACAUCAUCAACUGGAACCUCAGCAACCCAGACCCCAUGUCCUUAGAGUACACUGCCCUGCUGAAGGACAUCCAGGACAAGGUCACAAAACUGUACAGAGGCAGCCAGCUACAAGACAUAUUCCACUCCUGCCUGGUCACCAACCUGAUGCUGGAUCCCAUGUCGGUCAGCAUCAAGGUACUGUUCUCCUCCAAACUGGACUCCAGCGUGAUGAAGCAAGUGUUUCUAGACAAGACCCUUAAUGCCUCAUCCCACUGGCUGGGUGCCACCUACCAGUUGACAGAUGUGCAUGUGACAGAAGUGGAGCCAUCAAUUCAUAUACCAACAGACCAACCAACAAUCAGUCCCAGCUUCCAGAACUUCCAGCUGAAUUUCACUGUCACCAACUUAAUCUAUUCCCAGGACAUAGCCCCAGGCACCCCCAAACACCAGCGGAACAAGAGAAAUAUUAAGGAUGCGCUCAACCAGCUCUUCCGAAACAGCAGCAUAAAGAGUUAUUUUUCUGACUGUCAAGUUUCAGCAUUCAGGUCUGAGCCCCGCAGCAACCACACUGGGGUAGAUGCUCAGUGUAACUUCUCACCAUUGGCUCAGAGACUGGACAGAGUUGCCAUCUAUGAGGAAUUUCUGCAGCUGACCAAGAACGGUACCCAGCUGCAGAAUUUUAUCCUGGACAGGAAUAGUGUCCUUGUGGAUGGGUAUUCUCCCAAUAGAAAUGCUGUCUUGACUGAGAAUUCGGACCUCCCCUUCUGGGCCAUCAUCCUCAUCUGCCUGGCAGGACUCCUGGUGCUCAUCACGUGCCUGAUGUGCUGUUUCCUGGUCACUGUCUCCAGGCAGAAGGAGGAGGAAGACUGUGAGGCUCAGCAACAACGCCUGGGCUAUUAUUACCUGGGACCUGAGGAAGCUGCAGUGACAUCUGCUUGA
This is a messenger RNA of Orcinus orca (killer whale), 25734 nucleotides long. RefSeq names its product mucin-16. NCBI's taxonomy places the organism in Eukaryota, Metazoa, Chordata, Mammalia, Artiodactyla, Delphinidae. The record is from RefSeq and is a predicted model, not a curated record.